CAUUUGCAAGCUCCUCUCACGAGGCUAACUCAAAGAAGAAGAAAAAACUCCAAAACCACAGCAAUCAAUGGAGAAAGUGAGGGUGCAAGACGUGGCUUCCCAUUCCAACGAUUCAAUUCCCGCGGAGUUUGUGAGAUCAGAGACAGAGCAACCGGGCAUCACGACUGUUAAGGGGACACAACUCGAGGUUCCAGUCAUUGAUUUCAGCAACCCUGAUGAGGACAAGGUCUUGAAAGAGGUUGUGGAAGCAAGUUGUAAGUGGGGAAUGUUUCAAAUUGUGAACCAUGAGAUACCGGUUGAAGUUAUAAGGGAACUUCAAGCUGUGGGGAAAACGUUCUUUGAGUUGCCUCAAGAGGAAAAGGAGCAAUAUGCUAAACCUGCUGAAUCUCAAUCCAUUGAAGGAUAUGGCACAAGGCUUCAGAAGGAAGUGGAUGGGAAGAAAGGUUGGGUGGACCAUUUGUUUCAUAAGACAUGGCCAACUUCUGAUAUUAACUACCGUUUCUGGCCUAAGAAUCCUCCAUCUUACAGAGAGGUUAAUGAGGAAUACAACAAGUACUUGCAUGGGGUUGUAAACAAGCUAUUCAAAAACCUUUCAAUAGGGUUAGGCCUUGAGGGGACUGAGCUAAAGGAGUUUGCGGGCGGUGACAACAUGGUUCACCUCUUAAAGAUCAACUACUACCCACCUUGCCCGUUCCCUGAUCUCGUGCUUGGUGUGCCAGCCCAUACUGACAUGAGCUACAUUACCCUUCUUGUGCCCAACGAGGUCCAGGGUCUUCAGGCCUCUAGGGAUGGCCAUUGGUAUGAUGUUAAGCAUGUGCCCAAUGCUUUGGUCAUUCACAUUGGGGACCAAAUGGAGAUAAUGAGCAAUGGAAAAUACAAGGCUGUCCUCCACAGGACAACAGUGAGCAAAGACAAAACAAGAAUUUCGUGGCCAGUGUUCAUAGAGCCCCAACCAGAGCAUGAAGUUGGGCCUCACCCAAAGCUUGUUAACCAAGAAAACCCACCAAAAUACAAGACCAAGAACUUCAAAGAUUAUGCUUACUGCAAGCUCAACAAGAUCCCUCAGUGA
Messenger RNA from Lotus japonicus, 1069 nucleotides. RefSeq names its product flavonol synthase/flavanone 3-hydroxylase-like. Bases 68 to 1069 code for a protein of 333 amino acids. The transcript is spliced from 3 exons. Lineage: Eukaryota; Viridiplantae; Streptophyta; Magnoliopsida; Fabales; Fabaceae. The record is from RefSeq and is a predicted model, not a curated record.